AUGGCCAGGAAAGGAGCAGGAGACUUCCUGAAGGUGCUGAAUCAGUCCCCUGCACAUAGCUACUCAAGCUAUGACUCUGGCAAGAAUGAGAGUGUAGGCCGAGGUGCUGAAGAUCUGUCUCUGAACCGAGGAGAUGAGGAUGAGGAUGACCAUGAUGAGCAGGAAGAUCCUGAGAAGGUUAAUGAAUCAGAUGGGGUAGAAGCUGAACGACUGAAAGCUUUUAACAUGUUUGUCAGGCUGUUUGUAGAUGAAAACUUGGACCGAAUGGUCCCAAUCUCUAAGCAGCCCAAAGAAAAGAUCCAGGCUAUCAUUGACUCAUGCAGGAGACAAUUCCCUGAGUAUCAAGAGCGUGCCAGAAAACGCAUACGUACUUACCUCAAGUCCUGCAGGCGGAUGAAAAGAAGUGGUUUUGAGAUG
Merops nubicus (carmine bee-eater) is the source of this 417-nucleotide messenger RNA. RefSeq names its product nucleolar protein 4-like. The annotation marks the transcript as partial. The transcript has 3 exons. The record is from RefSeq and is a predicted model, not a curated record. Lineage: Eukaryota; Metazoa; Chordata; Aves; Coraciiformes; Meropidae.